UACCAACAAAAAUGAAAUAAAAAACACAGAUCAAGAACCUCCGCGAUUACAAUCAUGAUGGCAGAAGCUGUGUUUGGUGUAUCGACGAGUCCUUCUUUCUCUCUUCGGCCCACAACUGCCACCACUUCUUCUAGAACCUUCCACACUCUUCCAACAACCACCACCGUUUCGCUGUUUCACACUCCUGCAUUCAGUUACUUGCGUCAAAGCUUAACUCAUUCCAACACUAGCUCUCAGGACAAUACCGGUGGUGGUGGUAGUGCCGGAAACGGUUUUGGAGACCGCGGUGGUGGUGGUGGUGGUGGCGGCGGCGGGAACGACGAUAACAAGGACAAAGAAGGAUCUGACGCGGAACAUAAGAGGAGGAUGGCUCUCUUGAUGUCUCAGAAAUUCACUCUUGGUUACGCUGCUCUUGUAGGAGUGGGUGGUCUGAUGGGCUAUUUGAAGAGUGGGAGCCAGAAGUCGCUUUUGGCCGGUGGCGUGUCUGCGGCUUUGCUGUAUUAUGUGUACACUGAGCUACCUCUGAGGCCUGUUUUUGCAUCAUCUGUGGGCCUUGGCAUAUCGGCUGCACUUUUGGCAGUGAUGGGUUCUCGUUUCAAGAAAUCAGGGAAGAUCUUUCCAGCAGGUGUUGUUUCCUUAGUCUCCCUUAUAAUGACGGGUGGUUACUUGCAUGGAAUUAUGCGUAGCUCUCACUAGAAUACUAGAAUGUAAACAAGGAAGGUGAGAUUGUAGGGUAUCAUGCAAUCUUUGGCUAAAUACAAUCUCCUUUUGUUAUGAGCAUUGUGUUGCUUUCUAGGACCUUUGUUGUGAAAUAAAGAGCCAGAGUUUGGAACUUCUGUGUUGCCACUGUUUACGAGCAUUGUUAUUAUUAUUUUAAGAUGGACCAUUUCCUCGUGUUAAGGAUGUUAGUAUGUUACAUAAAUUUUGGUCAUUAACAAUCAA
This is a messenger RNA of Arachis duranensis, 942 nucleotides long. Its product is annotated as protein FATTY ACID EXPORT 2, chloroplastic. Lineage: Eukaryota; Viridiplantae; Streptophyta; Magnoliopsida; Fabales; Fabaceae. Gene Ontology annotation, cellular component: membrane. The record is from RefSeq and is a predicted model, not a curated record.